GUGUUAAGACUCGGUGGUUUGGAGAGCAGGGAGUAGAGGAGCUCUUCUGUUUGGUCGGAUAUGAAUCCGUUUGGGCUGCUGCUUUCGGUUUACUUCAUCUGCCUCGCUGUCGCAGGAAAUGGAGAGAUUAAUCCUCUUAUUACUGAGGAGAAGUUGUUGUGGGUGGGUGGUGGAGCUGGAGAAGUGCACACAUACCGAAUCCCUCUGUUGACCUUUACCACCCACGGAAGCCUGCUGGCAUUUGCUGAGGGCCGAAAAACAUCUAGUGGUGACAUGGAGGCCAAAUUUAUUGCCCUGAGACGCUCCACAGACAGAGGUGCAACCUGGUCUCCGACCUCCUAUAUAGUGAAUGAUGGGAUCCACACAGAUGGGUCAAACUUGGGCUCCAUUGUUGUGGAUGAAGAAACAGGUGCUCUGUUGCUGAUCUAUUCUUUGUGCUUCUACCGCUACCACUGCAGCCCCCCCAGCACCAUGUUAAUAGAGAGCCUGGAUGAUGGUCUGACCUGGAGUGCUCCACGCAACCUCUCUGUCCAGCUUGGGGUCAAGAGCUUUAUCCCAGGGCCGGGCUUUGGUAUUCAGAAACGUUAUCCGCCUGCUAAGGGCCGCCUGGUGGUCUGUGGGCAUGGCACUAUUGUGGGCGAUGGGGUUUUCUGCAUCCUUAGUGAUGAUCACGGGCGAACAUGGAGGAAUGGAGCUGCACUGAAGAGCAUCCCCUACAACCAGCCCAAACAGAAACAGGACUUCAACCCAGAUGAGUGUCAGCCUGUGGAACUCCAGAAUGGAAGUAUAGCCAUUUUUGUGAGAAACCAGAACAACUACCACUGUCACUGCCGGAUGGUGGUGCGCAGUCUGGACGGGGGUGAGACGCUGCCUGUGGAGGAGCUAAAGUUUGACCAAACGCUGGUUGAUCCUGUGGUGGCGGCUGGAGCUCUACAGAAAGAUGGAGUGCUGUACUUCAGCAACCCCGCUAAUUCACAAAACAGGGUCAAUAUGACUCUCCGCUGGUCUCUAACUGAUGGUGAGAAUUGGAACAAUGAGGUGCUGCAGAUUUGGCAGGGGCCAAGUGGCUAUUCUUCUUUAACAUCGCUCAAAGGUGACAAUCCUGAAGAUAAGAAACACAUCUUUAUCAUCUAUGAAAAAGGACAAAAGGACUAUUGUGAGACUGUGUCUUUUGCAAAAAUCCACCUGUAUGGAGGCAUAUAGAAGAAAACUAAAUAAACAGAGUUUUGAGUUCUGAAAGGUGAAAAAAAGGGAAAAUGUACUAAUUCUUACUUUCCAGCACCAAGUUUACUGCAACCUGAGGUGCUACACAUUUGAAUGCUAAAAUAUGUGAUGUAAAAUCAUCUGAAAUGGGGCAAAGACAAUCUUAGCCUCUAAGAUCUUAUUUAGCUUAUUUAGCUAAGCUCACGUAUUAAAAUACAAAGGUAAUCAUUGUUAUGUUUUACCUUUUAGCACUGUGAUAAUCAUUUUGUAAUUCUAAAAUUUCUGUAUGUUUAGUUCUGUUCACUUUUAAUUUGAUGUAGGUGGACAACAAGACUUUUUUUUCACACCUCUUACCUCACAUAUUUUAAGUUGAUUAAUUCCAGAUUAAAAGCUCCUAAAAACAGUAAAAACUGACAGUGAAUAUUUGAUCAAAAUAUUUUAUUUACAUUGGCUACUAUUUUUGUGUAUAAUUAAAUCAGUACAAAAUCUAUAAUAAACUAUGAUAAGAA
This is a messenger RNA of Astyanax mexicanus (Mexican tetra), 1712 nucleotides long. RefSeq names its product sialidase-1. Gene Ontology annotation, biological process: oligosaccharide catabolic process; ganglioside catabolic process. Gene Ontology annotation, cellular component: lysosome; membrane; cytoplasm. The transcript is spliced from 6 exons. Gene Ontology annotation, molecular function: exo-alpha-sialidase activity. NCBI's taxonomy places the organism in Eukaryota, Metazoa, Chordata, Actinopteri, Characiformes, Acestrorhamphidae. The coding region runs from base 61 to 1203 and encodes 380 amino acids. The record is from RefSeq and is a predicted model, not a curated record.